AACAAGAGUGCAUGGUGCAACUUUUCAUCUGGUAUCUUCGGGCUGGUGUGGCAACAGGACCAGCUGUUCACACACCUCAAUCACCUUAAGCAAGGUCGUGGUUUGGACACGUAACCCGGCCACAUUUGUCCAUAAAAGUCGGUGUUUGCCCCUGCCACAUUCACAUUGUUGGACAUGAUGAGGGGGCUGCUUGUGUUCGUCGCGCUGUUUGUGGCCGUUUUCGGCAAGGAGACAUUUGAGGGACAUCAGGUCCUUCGUAUUCUUCCUAAGAAUGAUGUCCAGCUGUCUCUUAUCAAGGCCAUGGAGGAUAUGGUCGAGUUUGAGUUGGACUUCUGGAGGGACGUGAGUGAUGUGGCUACUCCUGUGGACAUCAGGGUUCCCCUCCACAGCCUGCAGUCUGUCAAAAUUCAUCUGGAGACCCAGGACCUCGAGUACUCCGUCAUGAUUAAUGACCUGCAGAUGAUGCUGGAUGAAGAGAAGCAGGAGAUGGAAUCCGCUGCUCGUGUUGCUAUGCCCAGAAACACAGACAGCUACGACUUCGCCAGUUACCACACCAUCAGCGAUAUCUACAGUUUCCAGGACAUGCUGGUGGCUGAGAAUCCCAAAAUGGUCAGCAAGAUUGUGAUUGGACAGAGCUACCAAGGCCGUCCCCUGAAUGUGCUCAAGUUCAGCACCGGUGGAACUAACCGUCCUGCCAUCUGGAUCGACACUGGAAUCCACUCCAGAGAGUGGGUCACUCAGGCCAGUGGUACCUGGUUCGCCAAGAAGAUUGUGACUGCUUACGGCAGUGACCCUGCUCUCACCGCCAUCCUCGACAACAUGGACAUCUACCUGGAGAUUGUGACCAACCCUGAUGGCUACUACUACACCCACACCAGCAACCGUAUGUGGCGUAAGACCAGGAAGCCCAACCCCGGAUCUAGCUGUGUCGGAGUUGAUCCCAACAGGAACUGGGAUUCUGGUUUUGGAGGACCCGGAGCCAGUGGCAGCCCCUGCUCUGAGACCUACCGUGGACCCAGGGCUCACUCUGAGUCUGAGGUCAAGUCUAUUGUGGACUUUGUGAAGUCCCAUGGCAACUUCAAGGCCUUUGUCUCCAUCCACUCCUACUCCCAGAUGCUCCUGUACCCCUUCGGCUACACCAGGACUCCAGCCAAGGACCAGGCUGAGCUGCACGCUCUGGCUAAGAAGGCUAUCACCGACCUUGCCUCCCUGUACGGUACUCGCUACAGAUACGGCAGCAUCAUCAACACCAUCUACCAAGCCAGCGGUGGCACCAUUGACUGGACUUACGAGCAGGGCAUCAAGUACUCCUACACCUUCGAGCUGAGGGACACCGGUCGCUACGGUUUCAUCCUGCCCGCUAGUCAGAUCAUCCCCACCGCCCAGGAGACUUGGCUGGCUCUGAUGGCCAUCAUGGAGCACACCCACAAGAACCCCUACUAA
This is a messenger RNA of Scomber japonicus (chub mackerel), 1443 nucleotides long. RefSeq names its product carboxypeptidase A5 (gene cpa5). Bases 175 to 1443 code for a protein of 422 amino acids. Gene Ontology annotation, molecular function: metallocarboxypeptidase activity; zinc ion binding. NCBI's taxonomy places the organism in Eukaryota, Metazoa, Chordata, Actinopteri, Scombriformes, Scombridae. Gene Ontology annotation, biological process: proteolysis. The transcript is spliced from 11 exons. The record is from RefSeq and is a predicted model, not a curated record.